Molecule: messenger RNA, 2655 nt
Organism: Ricinus communis (castor bean)
Lineage: Eukaryota; Viridiplantae; Streptophyta; Magnoliopsida; Malpighiales; Euphorbiaceae
Exons: 11
Coding region: 368-2302 (644 amino acids)
Source: RefSeq, a predicted model, not a curated record
UACCUUUCUUCUCUAAUUUAUGGAGAAGAUGUUUAAUUUGUGCUUUUGUGAGUCACUUUAUAUGAAAACAGAUUUGGAAAUUAAGCACAGUAAUAAGGCAAAACAAAAAAAGGAGAGAGCACCCUGUUUGGCACUUACCAAGGAAAGUUCCACUGUAGUUCUGGUUUGCAAAAUGCAACGAUUGGCUAUCAUAUACUGUCGUUCAAGGGAUUUGAUGAAUAGGGUUUGACUGACCCAUAUUGCAGCAUUACUUUCAACUUACCUCUGGCAAGGUUCCAUUAUUGAGUUAUACGAUCAGUUAAAAGGAAGUAUCAAUGGCACCGUGCAAUGGUGAGGAAUCCUAAGUUUUUCUUUGGAACUUAAAAUUAUGGGAGAUCUUCAAUGGUGUUUGUCUUCUUGCUCUUCUUCAACCUCUUCCUCCCAUUCACUUGAUCUAUACCCAUUGUCAAUUGAUUCGGAACUCUGGCUAAUGGCUGAGAAGAGGACCCAGGAGAUACUUUGGGUUCUUCAACCUUCUUCGUCUUCUGAGCAGAAGAGAAAGGAGGUUAUUGAUUAUAUUCAAAGGUUAAUCAAGCAUCAUUAUGCAACUGAGGUCUUUCCAUUUGGUUCUGUACCACUGAAAACAUAUCUUCCUGAUGGAGAUAUUGAUCUAACUGCUCUCAGCCAUCAAAACAUGGAAGAGGAUUUGGCUAGAGAAGUCUGCGAUAUCCUCACAUAUGCAGAGCAGAAUCUUGAGUCUGAAGUAAAAGAUGUACGAUAUAUUCAAGCACAGGUCAAGGUUGUGAAAUGUUCUGUGAAGAAUAUAUCAGUUGAUAUCUCUUUCAAUCAAAUGGCAGGGCUCUGUGCUCUUUGCUUUCUGGAGCAGGUUGACCAACUUAUUGGGAAAGAUCAUCUUCUCAAACACAGUAUUAUCUUGAUCAAAGCCUGGUGCUUUUAUGAGAGUCGAAUUCUUGGUGCCCACCAUGGCUUGCUCUCAACAUAUGCAUUAGAAAUAUUGGUCUUAUAUAUUGUAAAUGUCUUCCAUUCAUCGCUACCUGGGCCUUUGGCGGUACUAUAUAGAUUUUUGGAGUACUAUAGCACUUUUGAUUGGGAUAACUAUUGUGUCACCAUUAACGGUCCUGUUGCAAUAUCUUCUCUUCCGGAAAUUAUGACAGAGGCACCAUAUAGUAAUCGGAAUGAGUUAUUGCUCACUCCAGAGUUUCUGAAGAGAUGCAAAGAGAGAUUUUCAGUUCCUAUAAAAGCAGUUGAAAAUGGAGGCCAUGAAUUUUCUAUUAAGCAUCUCAACAUAUUGGAUCCUUUAAAAGACAGUAACAACUUGGGGCGUAGUGUCAGCAAAGGCAAUUUCCACCGUAUAAAAUGCGCCCUUUCCUAUGGGGCUCAAAGACUUGGAGAAAUCCUUAUGCUACCAGGAGAAAACAUGGGUGCAGGACUGGAAAAUUUUUUUAUAAAUACUUUGGAUCGGAAUGGGAGGGGAGAAAGGCCAGAUGCACCAGUUCCUGUACCCACUUUUGGCACUGGAAGAUCUGAGGCAUCUGAUCUCAGUGGAGACUAUGACAAUUACUACAAUGGUAUACUACAGGGCCAGUGGUAUCACAGUUAUUCACUGCCUGUUUCUCCCCAGUUGACUCCCCCGUCAUCUCCUUCCCAAAUCCAGCAAGGAUGUACUUGGGAUACACUGUCUCAGUUGCUGCGGUGGAAGCAGAAUUUUUUGUCUCAAAGGGGCACAAAUGUAUUUGUCCCAAGAGUGCCAUACCAUCACCCUUAUGCUGCAAAGGUAUAUGCCACUGCUUCUAGUACUGAUGAAAUGGGGAAGUCACGAGGAACAGGCACAUACAUCCCUCAUGUGAGCCAUCAUCCUUGCAGAGAUAAGAUGUCAUGUUUCAGGGUGAAGAAUCCAGAUUCUCUGACUUACAGUUCAAUAAAUUCUCGUCGAAAGGCUGAGAAAGUUGAAGGUGGCCCAGAGGCAAAGAGUGAUAAUGAAUGCUGCCUUAAUCUAUCACUUGAUCAAAACAAAGCAAGAGAAGAAAAUAGUGAGAAUGGCAGCUGUCCGGAUCUUUCACUGGAUCAAUUCCCACUUCUUUCCUAUCAGGCCAGUCAUCGCAUCUUGCAGUCCCCGCAGGCCAAGGAAUGCUCUAACUCGAUAAGGAGCAUUCCAUUUGGAACUUUCAGGCAUAUACCAUCUCCACUGGCACUGCCUUCAUCAGUGACAGGAGUGCAAACAGAAUCUGUUCCAACCACUUCGGAGAUCAUACCUGCUAUCCGGGAAACGGGAAUGCUGAAGCAACAAAAAUCAUUAGACUAAUAUAGGGUUCUCAAACAACAAUAACACCACCUUUAUGUCUGUUAAUGCAUGAAACAAAGGAUUCAAGGUGAAAGAUGGAACCAACAGUAGAACAGAAAGACUGAUGAAUAUGUUUUAUGUAGAUCUUUGUCUGCAUAGAGAUUCCCAUUCAGAAGCAUUCAAAAGUAAUUCUGCUUCUGCUUUUGGUUAUCCCUCUUUGGCCCUACCUCCGUUUUGCUAAAAUAACAUUAACUGCUUGUAGAGGAUGGCUAUUUUGAACUUCUUCCAUCCGUUUUUAGGUGAUUAUGUAGGAAUAUGCAAUUAGCUUUUAUAUUAUAAUAUAGCCCCUGAAGGGAAAAAAAACUUAAAACCUA